This is a messenger RNA of Spirometra erinaceieuropaei, 12618 nucleotides long. The record is from the annotation of a GenBank genome assembly. NCBI's taxonomy places the organism in Eukaryota, Metazoa, Platyhelminthes, Cestoda, Diphyllobothriidea, Diphyllobothriidae.
AUGGAAGCUAUAGUAAAGAACGCUAUACAGCGAUUUUGUGAAGAAAAUAACAUCUUGCAGGAUUUUCAACACGGCUUCCGGAGAGGACGUUCCUGCCUCUCAAAUCUGCUAGCUUGCCUGGAAAUCUGGACCAGGGCUCUAGAACAGGGUUUUGAGGUCGAUGUCGUGUACAUCGAUUUCCGCAAAGCUUUUGACACUGUCCCACACCAACGUCUUAUUCACAAAUUGAGCGACAUCGGCAUCCGGGGAGAUCUUCUGAACUGGAUUAGGGCGUUUCUGGUUGGUCGGAAACAACGUGUCUGUAUCGGGGAUGAUAUGUCAGAAUGGGUGAACGUGACCAGUGGUGUGCCGCAAGGCUCAAUUCUGGGACCAUUGCUCUUCAUCCUUUACGUUAACGACAGCCUUCAGGAACUCGACUGCGGCAAAAUAAUGUUUGCAGACGACGUUAAGCUCUGGCAAGUCAUUAAGGGUCCGAAUGAUCAGAGAUCCCUUCAAGAUUAUCUGCACCGACUGCAAGCUUGGUCGAAGAAAUGGCUUCUAGAUUUCAAUGUGGAGAAGUGUGCCAUCCUUCAUCUGCGUCCAACCAACUCUCAUUCACAUGAGAGUCUGAGGACUUAUCACCUGAAAGAUAUAAGGCUCCCCGCAGAAUCUUCACAGAAGGAUCUCGGGGUUUGGAUACAGAACAACCUGAAACCAACACUGCAGUGCCACAAGGCUGCAAAAAACGCCAUGGGAGUGCUGCAUGCAAUAAAAAGGGCUUUCGUAAAUUUUGACCAAUACCUUUUUGGGAGAGUUUACGGCCCAUUUGUUCGGCCCCACUUAGAAUAUGGCAUACAAGCAUGGCGGCCAUGGCUGGUAAAGGACCAAAGAUGCCUCGAACGGGUACAACGGCGUGCAACAAAGCUGGUAAACGGUCUAAAAAGCCAAUCCUAUACAGACAGAAUGAAUUGCCUUAAUUUAUUCCCUCUGUGUUACAGGCAGCAAAGAGGUGGUCUUAUCCUCGUCUACAAGAUAAUACAUGGCCUUGAGUAUGGACUUAAAUUUGAGGACAAGUUUCAGUGGCACCUUUCACCCAAUCUUCGUGGUCACUCGAUGAAGUUACGGACAACAAUGUCCAGGCUGAAUCUUCGUUCUGAAUUUUUCACGCAGAGGGUAGUGGAGAAAUGGAACGGUCUCCCUCAGUCAGUCGUGGAGGCUACAUCCCUGCAACUCUUCAAGAAACGCUUGGAUGAUUAUUUGUGUCCCCUGCUAUCCCUCGACGGUCUGAAUCUGAACUAAUACCCCUGGUCCCUACAAACAUUUUCUCUGAGACAAUGCUACUAAAAUGAACCAAGUACGGUUUUAAUAGUGAAUAUUUUUUGUUCGUGUAUAGUUAUUUCUAACGAGCUGACAUGUAAUCAAUAGUGUUUUCAAAGGCUUUGCCUAUUAUCCUUACCAAAUAAACUGAACAACUAUUCAAAAACUGAUAAACCAUCUUCCUAACUGUCACUCAGUAGGCACAAACAAUAUCCCAAACUCUCUUAUUAAACAGCUAAGAGAUUUUCCUCCUCUGCUUAGCAAAAUCUUUUCAGUAUUUCUCGCAAAUGGCUUCUUCUCUGACUAUUGACAAACUUCUAUUAUUAUUCCAGUAUUUAAGUCUGGCUGUCAAUUUGACGUACAGAAAUGUAGAGGUGUCCAUAAAACACUAUCUCUCGCCAAAAUCUUUGAAAAAAUUAUCGCCGUAAAAAUUACCGACUUUUGCAUAGCCACUCAAGUUAUUAGCCCUUCCCAGCAUGUUUUUUUACCAGAUCGCUCUUGUAAAAUAUGUCAUCUGUCGUUUCUCAAUCUACUUACCUCUCUUCGUAAUGACCAUCUAUCUGUUGUCGUUAUUUAUUUUGAUCUUAGUAAAGCCUUUGAUAAUGUACCACAUAAAAGACUCUUGGUUAAAUUAGAAGCUACCUUAAAUUCGCAAUACAUUAAUAGACUUUAUCAAGUCAUAACUAUCUAAUCGUAAACAAAAGGUUUUGGUGGGAUCUUCAUUUUCCAGUGAAAGCCCUAUUGUAAGUGGUGUCCUACAAGGCCCCGUUUUAGGUCCUUUUUUGUUCUUGCUUUACAUAAAUGAUAGUUCGGCAGCAGUUAAGCAUUCUAAAUCAUUUUUUUGUGCCGAUGAUCUCAAAUGUGUAUAUUCUUUCAAAAAAUCUACGAGUCUUCAUUGCCUGAAGCAAAUCCAUUCUGACUUGCUUGCUCUUUCAGCUUGGAGGUCAAAAUGGCUAAUGGAAUUCUCUCCGUCUAAAUGUCGCUAUAUGUGUUUUGGACCUGACAGACUACCCCAACCAGUGGUCUUUCAAGGUACACCUAUGACUGAAUGCACCACCAUAAAGGAUUUAGGUUUAAGCUAAACUAGUAAUCUCGAUCUCCCGCCACACGCUGAUAGAAUUACAGCCAAAGCUGCCCAGAUUUGUGGCUUUAUUUCUUACAAUUUCUAUCUUCCUGAAAUUAAAUUAAGGCUCUAUCGUAUGUUUGUCCUUCCCAUUCGCGAGUAUUGUUGCCAAAUCUUUGGUUUGAUGAAUGAAGCCAGUCGUUUAAAAAUUGAAAAUGUCCAAAGGCGUUUUUCUAAAAAACUUUUAAAUAGGGAACAUCCCAAUAUCUCCUACUCAGAUAGAUGCCAGCUAAUUAACCUAAAAUUUUUAUGGGUUCGAAGACUACAAGCGGGCUUCUGUCUGCUCUUUCGCAUUAAUAAUAGUUCCAAUUUUCCUCGGAUUUCAGCACUCACCCCUAGUGGUCGUCCAUACAAUCUUCGCAACUCGUCCUUGAUUAUACCUCCUCCAGCGUCCUCCACCUCUAAGCGCUCCCUUUUUUUUCGCUUCCAGAUAUACUUUUCUCUGGAAUAGCCUUCCAAUAAAUAUAAGAUCUUCAGAUAAUCUACACACCUUUAAGAGAAGGCUACGCCUUUAUCUGAAUGCUGACUCGAUUAAACUUUUAUUUUCCUCAUCCUUCCCAGACAACUUUUUCUAUGACACUGAGAAAGGGCCACCGGGAAUUUAGGACGCCGCCAUUAACUUUCCGCAUCUGUUCACAUUUCCUUCAUUUGUGAGUAGUCUCGCUUCAUAAGAUGCCUCACCAGAAAUGUUAAUUUUUCCAAUUUUUUUUCAGUUCAUUCAUCGUGCCCUCACAGAAUGCGCCCCAUCGACGCUCUUGGCGAAACCUUCUGUAUUCGCCAUGUACUAGUAGUCUGGUCGCAUCUCCCUUGCCCCAUCCUCGGAUGGACUCGGAUGAAUGUAACCGACCGCAUCUGGGUUCCUAUUGCAUCGAGACUGGUUUUCAGUUUCGCCACUUAUUUGCCUUAUUCAAGGCCACAUACGGGCCAGCCCUGACUGACCCACCUACUUACCCCUUCAUGAAAUCCGUUAUACAAUGACAUUUAUUUCGGUCCUGACGAUGUCCGACUAUAAUCCAUUCUAUAACGCCACAUGCAGGCCAGUCCUGCCCACAUUUUUCUGUUAUUGCUUUAUUAUCGAGGGGUUUCUCCUCCUGUAAAAUUUAUCCAAUCAUUUUUAAAUUUUUUGUGGAGUUUUUUUUCACCCCUCGCUAACCAUUUUUCUUAACGGACUGCAAUUUCAAAAACUAUGAAUUGCACUUUGUACAGAUUUUGCCUACAUCGUCUAUAAUUCGCAUGUAAAUUUAUUUUUACUUGCUUUGAUGGGACCCCGACGGGUCUUUAAUAAACAAUUGUUAGAUAGAUAGAUAAGUUCAGGAACUCAAUUGCGAUAAAAUAGUAGUUGACGUCGACGUUAGGCUCUGGCAUGUCAUUAAGGACCCGAAUGACCACAGAGCACUUCAGGAUAAUCUGCACCGAUCGCGAGUGUGGUCCGAUAAACGGCUCCAAGAUUUCAACGUGCAGAAGUGUGCCGUCCUUCAUCUGCGUCCAACCAACUCUCAUUAAAGUGACAGCAUGGAACGAAUCACCUGAAAGACGUUAUUCUUCCCGCGUAAUCUUCAAAGAACGAUCUGGGUGUUUGGACACAGAGCAACAUGAAACCAGCAGUACAGUGCACCAAGGCUGCAAAAAAACACUGUGGGAGUACUCCAUGCGAUCAAAAGGGUGUUUGUAACCUUUGAAAACGACCUUUUUGGGAGAGUUUGCGGUCCCUUUGUUCGGCCUAAUCUAGAAUAUGAUAUACAAGCGUGGCGGCCAUGGUUAACAAAAGACCAAGCAUGUCUCGAGAAAGUACAACGUCGUGCUGGUAAAGGAUUUAAGAAACCAAUCCUACACAGAAAGACUGAGCUGCCUUAAUUUAUUCCCUAUGUGUUACAGACAGCAAAGAGGUGAUCUUAUCCUAGUUUACAAAAUAAUGCAUGGCCCUGAGCAUGGACAGAGCCUUGACGGCAUGUUUCAGGGGCACCUUUCGCCCAAUCUUCGUGGGCACUCAAUGAAGCUACGCCCAAAAUGUCCGGGCUCAACCUUCACUCUGAAUUUUUUUUUACAGAACGAGUGGUGGAGGAAUAGAAUAGUCUCCCUCAAUCAAUCGUGGAGGUUGGAUCCCUUCAGCUCUCCAAGUAGCGUUCAGAUGAUUAUUUGUGUCCCUUUUUCCCUCGACAGUCUGAAUAUGAGCUAAAAACUCCGCUAACCCCAUAAUCUGUUCUUCAAAAUAACACUACUUAAGCCACAUAAGUAGUACUUUAAUAUGGACGAUUUUCAUUGUCCGCGUGCAGUUGGAUCUUACGAACUGCUCUGUAAACUAUAAGGUUUUCAAAAGCCUUGCCUCCCUGCCAGCAUAUGGCCCCUUUAUAGAUGGGGCUGGCAAGGGGCUGGGUGGGGUCGGAGCCCAUCGAAAGUUACGUUUCAAAGGCACCACUCAUUGUACUUUCUUUGGCAGUAAAAGGAGCUUAUUUAUCAAAAGUGGAUUAUGAAUCAUGGGAAAAGCAUUCGUUUACGCCCAUGGGUCGCGGAUAAUAUCGUGCGUUAACCAAUGCUGUUUUCAUGCUCCUGAUCACUGCCUAAGUUAAUUUAUAUAUCUUAUGCUAAUUGUUUUGGUAUUUACUCACCGGCCAGUUCAAGUAGUCGACUUGUAUGCCUGUGUAUGUACUAUUUAGCCAUGGUGUUAUACAUAUACAAAUUGUUUAUCGUUUUUUACUGAAUAUCCAAAGCAAUUAUGAAUCGUAAUUACUGCGGCUAUUACCAAAUCACCAUAACAAGCGCAUUAAGUGCCAGAUGAAGGCAUAUUAUGAGGCCACUGAAGAGCCAGAGUCUGAGGUUCCCUCAACGUCGACAGCAGUUGGCAAUCAAUCCCUCGAACGAGAAAUGCCUAUACUGAACUCUUAAACUUCUGCCGGUAGGUAUUAUGUGUGUGUGCGCCUCAGGGGACUCACCACACAGGUCGAGAUUUUAAAGGGGUGCCAAAAGUGGGCGGAAAUGCGGGGCCAGGCCGGAAUGUCGCGUUGAAUGUCCCGAAACAACCCCUACCACAGCCCCAUCAAGCCCCUUCAUAGCCUCCUCUAACUCCGCCAUUUUUGAAAGGGUUAGGCGGGGCUGGUGCUGAAAGGGCUAUUAUCCUUAUCAAAUAAAUUAAAACUAAAUAAACGGAAACGGAUACGUGAUAAAAAGGUUGUUCCUGAACCCAGAAAUUGGACGGAACAGCAGCGCCUGGCCGCCUUAAACCUCUACCCCCUCCCCCCUAGGCUGGGCAGAUGUGACCUAAGAACAAUGUUUCAGUUUUUAAGGGGACUUGAUCUUGCUCUGGACUGAGAAAAUGUUUUCGAAAUGACACUGAGGGCGAAUCUCAGACGGCGCGGUUGCCAAUUAAGAAGGGGCUGUGUCGGAAUAUUUAUCGCCUCCUUUUUUCUCGGAGAGAGUCAUUCGUCAAUGGAAUUCUUUGCCAACGUACGUCGUGUAUUUCCUUGCCGUAUGUUUUUUUAAUUGCGUCUGGAUACUCAUGUGUCAGAAGUCAGUCAGAACUCUCCUAACCCCAUAGAAUGAAUUUCCGUUAUGACUAGCAACAUGCUACUUACUUGAGGUCAAUAACUAAUUUUGUUUGCAUUGACUUUGGCACUGCUGGACAUAUUGCGCAAAUGCGAUGAAUGUGCUGUGCACGGUUAUUACGCGGAUUAUUCAUGAUUCUAAAAUUCUCGUAUCCCUAUCAGUCUUAUGCGUUUCGCAUACUAAAAUUACCUGUACGUUUUUGAAACUUAACUACUUUUCAUGAGGACCUGCGUUGCUUAAAUGGAGUUUUCAAAGACUUCUGUCAUCUACUCCAAAUACACAGAUUAACUGAUUGAUGUAAUGUUGCCUGUAUGGAAUAGUAUCUGAGACGAUGAGCACAAAAUUUACAUUUAAAUAUGCCGACAGCGUUCGCAUAUACCACAUUAGUGGGGAGUCUGCUUCUCGCUCCAACAACCCUCUGUGGCAAAGCAUUCCGUCAUAUGUACGCAUGGUUCAAAUUCCCCUGCGGCUCAAAGGGGUAAUCAUGCAGGCCGUUCGUUUCAAUCAACUAAAAAUAGCCUUCGAACUGUGGGACGUACCCACGGCCCCUCAUAGUCAGGUGAGGUCAUUGCAAAAACUCCUGUAAUAUAGGAAAAAUCAGUUAACUUCAAUCAGCAUUACUUCGGAUGAAAGCGCGCCAAAACUUUCACCGUCUUCGUAGCCACUGCCUGGACUCGUUUGAGCAGCCGACAGUCAUAGUCGGCCUGCAUGGUUUACUCCAGGCGAGGCCUAUCGAACGUCCCAUAAUUCUUAACGAACAGCUGAAGAAUAGCAUCUGUUUCGCUUUUUUAGUCGCUUCGAAACACCGUGACACUGGUUCAAACUAAACAAUCAAACAGGAAGUCCUUCCCUUCUUCAAUGUUUAGAAGGGCUUGUCCACCGAAAAGGCAUUGAAAAGAAUGACCUUCUUCGUUGGGGCAUUCAGCAGGGGACCUUAGGGCCAAGCAUUUGCUGCCCGCAGUACAAAGCAGAGGCUGGUUUAAUGGCGAAAAUAAGUACAGUAAUAUUCACUUCGAUUUCGGCACGAGUAACCAAAUGUAUUACAAGAUCUUCAAAAUGAGUUAUAUACAGUAGAUGUGCUAACUCAUGAAAUGUCAACCAAAAUUUCGAAAUGCGCUCUCGUUUCGAAAAGAUAAAUUAAGUAGUGUUGUAAAACUAAUCAUGAUGCAGCAUAAAUCUAUAAUGAUCCAGUUAACUCAGGGUGUCGGCUUUCGAAAGAACUUAUUUUCGGCUGCAUGCAAGACCUAUACUCUGCAAAAAUGACUACUUAAGUAGUAUGCAAUUUUCUCAUUGAUUUUCGAUGCCCUUGAAAACUCAAUUAUAUUUCAUGGAAAAAAUGCAUAAAAGUGUUCAUUCGUUUACUUGUUCGACAGAAAAUCACGUCUUCUUUCAAGUUCAUACUCAAAAGAAGAGUAUAAUUCGGUUUUAAAAAAGUUUCCAAUUGGGAGAUUUUUUAAUACCGUUAAAUGGCCAUUCAUGAAACGUCAUGUAUCUGCAUUUACGAAUGUGGCUUGUAAAGUUAACAAUAUUGCAUGCACUUCUCUACGGUGUUAAGAGGAGACCAUAUGAGGCUCAUAAAAUUAAGCAGUGGAUUUGAGCACCGUCUGCCUUAUCGGCUAUGAACCCGGGCGGCUUUGUUGAAUGUCAACUGCUCAGAGCGACAGAAUUAGUACGCAUGCGGUGUUGGUUUGCGGUAGAUCUGGGGUGGGACUGACGAGUAGUGAUGAGGCCAUGAGGUCACAGUUACCAGAGGAGAAUCCUGAUGAGACCUGGCAGGUGUGCGUCACGUAUUCAGAACGGUUUGUCAGAUGGUGGUAUGGGGAGGACAUUGUGUUUCGUGAAGGUCAUCAUUCUUGGACUAAAAAAAUCGAUUUCUGAGGAGAGUCUGUAACGAGGAAAAUUAAACCCCUAGAGAUGUGAACGGACAAGGCAGAUUAUAAGGCGACCUUAGAAAGCGGCAUAUAAACUAAGGGGCUAAUAAUCACGUCAGCUACUAACCGAGUUUAGGCAGUGUGCGCAUAUGCGCAUCAGACCUGAUGGCUAUCUAGGUUUUAACAUCCUCGGCCAACAUAAUUGUGCUGAAACCUAGGUUAAAGAAAGUGUCUUUGAUGUGGGCUAGGAAGAGUAAUGAUAGAAGGACAGAGUCUAGGGAUCACCAUUUAGAAGUGCUGCUGUUGACUUCGAGGCACCAAGCAUGCGCUUUAGGAUCUUCUUGCAAGGAAUUUCGGGAACUAGCUCAAAAACUUGCCUCUUAUCCCAAUUUAAAAAACCUUCGCACGUCUCAUCCUUCCCCUUCCCUUCCUCUUCCUUUACCUCCCCUCCUCCCCCUCCAUCCUCCGGUGCACAAAUCCACUGUUCAGCCGAAACCAGCGACUUUAAAAAGCACGAAAGGUUCCGUCUUAGGCGGCGUUGAAGUCCCGAGUGCAGUUUUCCCUACACGAGGAACUUAAUGACCGAUUACUUAAGUAGGCGCUUCAGUGUUUUACUGCAAAGGUAGGUUGGACUGACAGAGUUGUGAUUAUUGACGCUCGUUAGGGUUCCACUCCUGUAUAUCAACUUGAUAUCUGAAGUUCAAAUUUAGAGUGGAGAGUUCAAUUUUAAAUAUUUUUAGGAACUUUGCGCGUAUGCUGUCCGGGCCAUGUGGAUAAGCCUCAUUCAAACAAUCCAGCGCACUGUCGGUCUCUGUGAAGAGUAGUGUCGAGCACUCGGUUGAUAUUUGUAACAGGACUGGUGAGAAUAUUAAAGUUCGUGUCUUUAGCGAAUACGGAAACGAAUUUGGCCGAAGCGUUCUGGCUUUUCAUCACUUUCGAUUAUCUACAUGUCAUCACCGUAUUUACAGUAGGUAUGCUAGAUCAGGAAAUGUUGACCGAAAUUCUGACAUGCGCCUUCGAGUCGAAAAGAUUACAUAAGUAGUGUUGUAAUAUGAAUUUUCCUAAAGUAUAAUCCCAGAAUAUUUCAGUUACUUCAGGAUGCAGGCUUUUCAGCCACCUGCUUAGUUAGUGGGUAUUAUUUCAUUGAUUUUCGAUGCCCUUAUUUACUCAAAUAUAUUUCAUAGAAAACAUGCAUGAAAACAUCUAUUCUUCCAUUGAUUUGGUAGGAAAUUACGUCUUCUUCAAACUUAACGCUAAAAAGGGUAUAACUUGAUUUUAAAAAACUUUUUCAACUCUCGAAUAAUUCUGAACCCGACAUGCCGCCACACUUGCAUUCAGGGUUUCCAAACUAUAGCUCUAUAUUUUCAGUGCACGGAAAAUCCUACAUUCAUUUACGCUCUCAAGAGAAGACCAUGUGGGGUUCAUAAAAUUUAGCAAUGGAGUUGAGCCAUAUUGUAAACUUUACAAGCAACAUUAGCAAAAAGGCGAGACACGAUGUUUUGUGAACAGGCACUUAACGGUCUUACAAAACCUCAUAAUUAGAACCUUUUUAAAACCGAAUCACACUCCUCCAUCAAGUAUAAAAUCUAAAGAACACGUAGUUUCCUACCAAGUGAAGAAAAGAAUGAAUACUUUCGUGCAUGUUUUCUAAAAAAAUAUAUUUAAAUCAAUUAGAACAUCAAAAAUCAAUGAAAAAUCUCACUACUUUAACGGUAAUUUUUUUUACAGAGUGUAGUUUUUGCAGGCAGCCAGGAAGAAGUUUAUUUAGAAACCGGCAUCCCGAAAAAACUGAAGAAUUUUGAGAUAAUGCUGCACGAUAAUAAUUAUUUUUCGCAAGAAGUUCUUUCGAAAGUCGUCAUUCCAAGGCAACUGAAUUAUUAUAGAAUUAUGCUGCAAGCUGAUUAGUUAUACAGCCCUACUUAAGUAAUCUUUUCGAAUCGAAAGCGCAUUUCAGAAUUUCGGUUGACGUUUCAUGAGUUAGCACACCUACUGUAACUACUGAGACUGGGUUUCUGUUUCUAAUAGAGCAUUAAUGUUAUAAAAUGAAAUUUUGAGCUUGUUUUACGAAUGCUGAUAAAUUUUGUAUUCUUUGUUUCUAGUUGUCCGAUGACUCCUUGUGAUUAUGUAAUUUCGUUGACUACUAAAGUCCUCCAGAUUUCGCCGUGAACCUGCUUCCAUGACUGCUUUUUCUAAAUUCCAUUUUUCCAUCUCACCUCUCUCUUAGGUCUCAUAUUAACUAUGCAGGCGACCAAUCGUUUUUGAUAUAUUCAUUGGACAACAGCAACUGAGCAGAUCUGUUGAGACCGCUUUCAAAAGUACCUAGUUUUCCUACAGGUCCCUAGUAAGCAAAUCAGCACAUUUCACAGAAUCGGGUAACCUCUAACCCUUUUGAGUACUGCCCCAAAUGUCUCACUGGCCUUCCCUUAUCUGCUGAGGCCGAGGAUAGGGUGAAUAAUCCCACGGGAGCCUGGUAUGGUUACUUUCCAGGAGUUGCGCUGAAAUGGUCUUCAUCAGUGCUGAAGAAGUUGUUCGUGAACACUAAAUCAAAGUAAAUGAAUCCUUGGUUCACCUUUCAUCUCGUUGGUGUCUUUUCACUUUGUGUAAUUAAAAAAUCAAGAAGUUCAGAAGUCCUUGACCGAAGGAACUGGACGAAAUGCCGUCUGUCAGAUUAACCCAGUCGAUUCCAGGUGCGUUGAAGUUUCUGGCAAUAAAAAAUUCUUGAUAACUGACCAUUUCCUUGACCAAAUAGGGAGAGACUCAUAAACCGGACUUUUCCGGUGUUGGGACCUGUAAGCCGUCAAAACCUUUUGGAGCGGAGAGUUGCUCCUCUUUAUAUUUACUACGACAGAUUCAUAUCCAAGGCAGGGGGCGUGCAUUCAUUCGGCUGCUAAGAUUCCCGACCUCGCACAUAUGAUUACCUCAUUAUCCUGCUCCUGCUAAAAAUUCCGGCGAGACUGCUGUUAUACUUUUGUUGAAAUAUCGGUAUGCGCGAUUUCGGCUUUUGGCCAGGUCUAUCGUCUGAUCCGCCAAGUUAGCGGUAAGCCCUCUACACUGAGUGACUCUGUUCGCGAUGUGAACGGCGGCUUUAUUGCUGACAACUCGGCCAAAGUCGAGCGCUGGCGUGAGCACUUUGAGCACCAUCUCAACUUCGAUACCCAACCUACAUCGCCCUUGUUCUCCUCCUCAGCGGAGUUUCUUCCCUCUCCUACCUAUGCAGUGCCAUGCGAUCCCCCCUCCGAGGAAGAAGUCGACGAUGCCAUACGAAAGUUGCGCAACAAUAAGACACCCGGAGAGGACGGUAUACCCGCUGAAAUCUGUAAGUCCUGUGUCGAAACUCUGGCGCCCUGGCUCCAUGAGGUGAUUGAACGAGCGUGGAGAGACGAGGUUGUUCCUGAUGACUGGGGCUUAGGCAUCCUUGUACCUAUCCUCAAGAAGGGAGAUAAGACGAGAUGCGAGAACUACCGCGGCAUAAGUCUCAUCGACGUUGCUGCGAAGAUCUUCGCUAUUGUCCUACUCAGACGAUUCCAGGCUGUGCGUGACUCAAGAACGAGGUCCAACCAAGCCGGAUUUCGUUCUGGACGUGGAUGCGCAGAUCAGAUAUUCACACUGAGGCGCAUUCUCGAAUUUCGCCAUAGCUACCAACAACCGACGGCCGUCUGCUUCGUUGACUUUGCCGCCGCGUUCGAUUCCGUUCAUCGUGAGUCCCUGUGGCGGAUAAUGGCGCUAGAUGGUGUACCGGCAAAAAUCAUCGCCACGAUCAAGGCCUACUAUCGUUCCACUACUGCGAGAGUCCUGGUCCGUAACAAUUUUUCCCAACCGUUCGGUAUUCGGUCUGGCGUCCGACAGGGUUGUAUCCUGUCACCCAUACUGUUCAACUACGCUAUUGACUGGAUCCUCGGGAGGGCCCUACGCGACAGUGACGGUGUUGAAUUUGCACCCGGACAUCGACUGACUGAUCUCGACUAUGCCGAUGAUAUCGCCUUACUUGCUUCAAGUUUUGGUGAUCUGCAGUCUAUGGUGUCACGAGUGAACGAAGUCGCUAAAUCAGUCGGUUUGUCCAUAAACGCUGGGAAGACCAAAGUAUUCUCAAGCUGCAUCCCUGACCAGGUGAAGGCCGCCCUGGGAAUUGAUGGCUGUCAACUUGAAGAAGUGGACGGUUUUAAAUACCUCGGGGCGCGGCUGCUGCCUAAUGGACAGAGUAAGGACGACACCGUCUCCCGAAUCGAUGCUGCCCGCUGGGUUUUUUCAAGCCUUCGGAAAUGCCUGGGGAACCGACGUGACCUCUCCAUCGCCACUAAGAUUCGCGUGUACCGUGCAUCUGUCCGGUCUGUCCUUCUCUACGGUUGUGAAUGCUGGGCUUUGCGCGUGGCGGAUGAGCGAAAACUGGAGGUAUUUGACCACCACUGCUUGAGGAUCAUCCUUCGAGUGAAGUUAACCGACUUCGUCUCAAAUGAGAUAGUCCGCGCUCGCUGCGACAACAUCGCGAGGAUAACUCAGGCCAUCCAAAAAAGACGACUGAGGUGGUUCGGGCAUGUUCUUCGUCGUCCACCUCAGGAGCUCAGUGUUACUGCCCUCGAUCCGGCGCCGUUGCCCCAUUGGAGGCGUCGAAGAGGGGGUCAGUUCAAAACCUGGCUCGACACUGUCCGUCAAGAAAUGGAGGUGGUUCUUGGACCUUCGGUAUUCGGUCUCCGUCGUUGGCGAAAGGAAUGGGUUGAGCUGUCUAGAUCUGCUGCCGCGGAUCGUCACGCGUGGAGAGGUACAAUUCGGGACAUCAUCGAGGCCGGCUAG